UCGGCUUUCCCGCGUGUUGCUGACUUUCUGUUGCUUGACGAUGAGGAGCUGCUGCUCGGCAAAGGCCUUCUUCUGCCCGAUUUCUUGAAGAAUCUGACACCACGCACAUGGUUAGCAUUUCUCUUUGCUCGAAGCGGAACGAAAAGUCAACCUUCGCCUGGAGGAAAUUGCAUGGCAAAGGGAGCAACACACUUUUUGAAGGGCUUCGUUAGGUAUCGACAUGACGGGCGUUUGAAUGCUGGUGGAUCUAUUCGUGAACGGAGUCGCCAAGUGUGUCUUGAUGGAGCGUGUCUAUAAUUGUACGAGGGAGAAACACAGACUUUGUCGGCUACAUAGCUUAGGCCUGCCAGCAGGGGAGUGACUCGAGUGCACGAGCCUCCGUAUCGACUAAACCGUAUUUGCUUGCGUAGCGCAAUAGGCUCAUUGCAGUGAGCUGAUUGGCUGGCUGAACUAUGAGAUGAAUACUCCUCCAACAUGCAAAUGCCUGGAAACUAUGAAUUCUAUCGAUCCCCAUGUUACUCACGCAUUCGAUAGGCUGGCAACAGAAAGUCGGAUUUCUGAUGGGCGCGAGUAAGAGCUUGGGGGUAUAUCUGGUGUUGUACGUAGCUUCAAAAAACUGUGUAGGUAAGCAAGUGAUGACGAAUGCGGUAACUAACGUGUACAUAGACAUGGAAGGCUCGGGCACUACUACGUCAACAAACACCCAUAGACAUUCACUGAACAGAAUCGCUUGGUUGCUCUCUUCGUACUCUACCGUCACCUCCGUCUUUGACACUAUCGGCUCGAGCUGUGUCGAGUCCACUCAUUCACUCUCCACGCCAGUUAUCUGUGCCGAUCCAGAUCAAGCAUCCGCGCAUCCGGGCCCAUUUCUCUGUGCCUCCAUCGAGCUUUCCUGCGCCAAUAGAGUCACAAUGGCUUCUGGGUUGCUUUCACAUUUGCCUUCCGUUCCAUACCCUCCUUCUCAAGCAGGACGAUGGUCACCUGUGACCUCGACCAUCAAUUGGUGCGAAGAGGAUUAUUAUGCGACGGUGUAUUCGGCUGAAGUCGUCAACACACUGACCAAUCUGCUAUUCAUGUACCUUGCUGCGAAAGGCAUCUACAGUUGCGUCAAAGACGAGCACGAUAAAGUGUUUAUAGUAGCAUACAUAGGAUAUUUAUUAACUGGUACCGGAUCUUUCUUCUUCCAUUCGACGCUCAAAUACCCCAUGCAACUCAUUGAUGAGCUCUCCAUGAUCUACACGACUUGUCUCAUGAACUACGCCACCUUCUCAUUCUCUCGAACCCCCCGCUUCCGCCUCGCCCUUGCCUCGGGCCUAACCUUUUUGGCUCUCUUCAUCACCCUUUACUACCAUUAUCUUCAAGACCCUACGUUUCACCAGAUCACCUACGCGAUUCUUACUAUCAUUGUCUUCUUCCGUGCUGUCUGGGUCAUGGAAGUCAAUAUGCGGCCUAGGUUCAGGAGAAACCGGAAGAGCGAGGACAGUAGCAGUUUGCGGUCGAACAGCGUGAGAGUGGGUGCCGAGAAAGCGGAGUUGGAGAGGGAGGAUGAAAGGGAUCGAGCUAUCUUACGGCAGAUGUGGACCAUGAUCGCCUGGGGGCUGAGUAUUUUCCUGGGCGGUUUCCUGCUCUGGCACCUGGACCGUGAGCACUGCCAUACGCUUCGGAAUUGGCGGCGCCAGAUUGGUAUGCCAUGGGGUUUCUUUCUGGAGCUUCACGGGUGGUGGCACAUCAUGACAGGCACUGGAGGGUACUUUUACAUCGUAUGGUGUACGUGGCUGAGACACUGUCUGAAUUACAGGCAGGACGACUACGAAUUGAUCUGGCCGCGUUGGCUUUCCAUGCCUGUCGUAUCACGGCAAUGUCGAAGCAGAGGCACAGACGAUCAUGGUAUGCACAAGUCGAAGAAACAGAUAUGA
Molecule: messenger RNA, 1916 nt
Organism: Periconia digitata
Lineage: Eukaryota; Fungi; Ascomycota; Dothideomycetes; Pleosporales; Periconiaceae
Source: the annotation of a GenBank genome assembly